AUGCACCUGAUUCUGCUCGAAUUGCUGGACUUCCGGGCAUCACGUCAUCUUCGUCACCCCCCAGCUGUUUUGCAAGGCGGCACCACACCACACAUUUCGAAUGUUCCAACAAUAAGAUACUUCAGAUUUGACUUUGUGCUAGGUGGCCCUGACGCCCGAAGACUGCAACUGUCUCCGCCCCUGCCCAAGCAGACCAACAAGCAACGCCGCAGCAGGACCAACUUCACCCUCGAGCAACUCAACGAGCUAGAGAGGCUCUUCGACGAGACUCAUUAUCCUGACGCGUUCAUGAGGGAGGAGCUGAGUCAGCGACUGGGUCUCAGCGAGGCGAGAGUCCAGGUCUGGUUCCAGAAUCGGAGAGCGAAAUGUAGAAAACACGAAAGUCAACUUCACAAAGCGGCAGGUCUGAUGCUGACUAGCCACGUCCACAGCAGCCCACCGGUGGCUACGCCUCUAGAACCUUGCCGGGUCGCCCCCUACGUUAAUGUGCCUCGCUUGCCGUCUUUGCCCUUCCCACCGCCCGCCACUUUCUCCGCCUUCGAUCCCGCUCUCCUCACCGCUGCCCAUCAGUAUGCGGCGGCGGCGGCUGCACUAGCAGGUCCCGGGACAUCGCCGCUGCUUCUGUGCCACCCUCAGUACAGUCUCGCUCUGGCCGCUCUGCACCACGACCGUCUACACUCCAAGAACUCCUCCAUCGCCGACCUUCGCCUCAAGGCCAAGAAACACGCGGAAGCCCUCGAACUCGACAGGGAGAAGGAGUCCGUCUAGGCGCUGUUGUGACUGGACCUGCAGCAGUGAUCUUGCGGGAAUCUUGUAUGACUAUCAGUGUUAACCAGAAUGCGCUUACGGUACGAUCUGAACUUUCAUACCGUGGAACCAGAAUGCUGUUGCGGCACAAACCAGAAAGUUCUUACCGCGUGCAACCAGAAUGAUGUUAGAAUACUAACCAGUCUUCUUAAGGUGGAAUCAAAAUAUUUUGUUACUGUACAAAACCAGAACUUUCAUAACAUUGAACCAGAAUGUUACGGUACAAACCAGAACGUUCUUACCCCGUGCAACCAGAAUAUUGCUAUACUACAAACCAGAGCGUUCUUAAGGUGGAAUCAGAAUAUUUUGUUACGGUACAAAACCAGAACUUUCAUAACAUUGAACCAGAAUGUUACGGUACAAACCAGAACGUUCUUACCCCGUGCAAUCGGAAUGUUGUUAUACUACAAACUAGAACCUUAUUAAGGUGGAAUCAGGAUAUUUUGUUACGGUACAAAACCAGAACUUUCAUAACAUAGAACUACAAUGCUGUUGCGGUGCAACCCAGAAUGUUCUUACCGUGUGCAACCAGAAUGAUGAUAGAGUACAAACCAGAAUUCCUAAGGUGAAACCAGUAUGCAAUUAAGUACAAAUUAGAAUCUUCUUACCAUGGAAAAAGAAUUCUGUUACAGUAUAAACCAGAAUUUCAUUCCCGUGAAACCACAAUGUUCUUACGGUAGAAUCCAGAAUAUUAUGCCGCAAACUAGGAUAUUCUUACACUAACCAAAUUUGAUUUUAGGCAUAUAGAAAACCUGAAAUUACUCGAGUGAUAUGACAAAAACAGAAAAAUCUAUACAACAAUUAAAUUACUUUAGCGGUGCAAAAAUCAAACAUAUUCUUGUGGAAUCAAAAGAAUAACUAUACAAUGGCAGGAUCCAUUCUUCACACUAAUAUAAUUUCUAUUCUGCUAAUUCUUUGAUUAAUCAGAUUUGUUCUUUCACAAAUAUUUUUUACCUUCAUACAUAUUUUGAUCUUACAUUUUUGAAAAUCACUCGUAUGUGUUAAGAUAAGAAAGACUUUUCCAGAGAAAAGGUCGAAUUACAGCUACCGUUAUUACAACAUCCAGCUACGAGCUGGACAGUUUCAGGAUUUAAUCCAGGAGUAAUGUUAACAUUACGUGUAAUGUGCGCGGAAGUGACUUACAUUACUAGAGCAGGUUUGGACAUGUUCAGUGACAAUGAUGUGACAAAGGACAACGUGCAAGUCUUGACUUUACAGUGCACUAGCAUGUAAAAAUGUACAUACAUCAAGUUAAACAAUAAUACUCCCACUUCCUUCAGUGAACACCUGAGAAUGGAGAAUAUAUUUAUGGAUUUUAUAUAUUCACAACUAUUUUUAUUACUUCAGAUAAUGGUCCGAUUUCAAGAACGUAACCAGGACAACAUUUUGGGGGAGGUCUAGACAACUGAUAUUUUCCCGUAGUGGACAAAGAGUAAGGACCCUUUUAAAGUUCUUGACCCGUUUCUUUGUUGAGAACGAUCUUUCAGCAGUACACGUCAGUAAUACUGAAUCAUUUAAAUAAUAAUAAUAGUUUACUAAAAAAUAAAUUAACAAAAUUGAAAAUUUGAGGGGUCCGGACUCCUUGGACCUCUUCGCUGGCUACGUCCUUGCCUGGUUUAUUUCAGUUUUUUUAAGAAGAUGUUUUCACUUAUUUGUUAUAUAAAUUCAACAAAUAAUUGGGGGGCGGGGUUCUGGAACCCUUAGGGCUCACACUGGCUACGUCCUUGCCUGGUUUAUUUAAGCUU
Molecule: messenger RNA, 2552 nt
Organism: Homalodisca vitripennis (glassy-winged sharpshooter)
Lineage: Eukaryota; Metazoa; Arthropoda; Insecta; Hemiptera; Cicadellidae
Product: short stature homeobox protein 2-like
Exons: 5
Coding region: 1-768 (255 amino acids)
Biological process (GO): regulation of transcription by RNA polymerase II
Cellular component (GO): nucleus
Molecular function (GO): sequence-specific double-stranded DNA binding; DNA-binding transcription factor activity, RNA polymerase II-specific
Source: RefSeq, a predicted model, not a curated record